Molecule: messenger RNA, 1498 nt
Organism: Syzygium oleosum
Lineage: Eukaryota; Viridiplantae; Streptophyta; Magnoliopsida; Myrtales; Myrtaceae
Product: 1-aminocyclopropane-1-carboxylate oxidase homolog 1-like
Exons: 3
Coding region: 16-1182 (388 amino acids)
Source: RefSeq, a predicted model, not a curated record
ACGACCUUCUUCCACAUGCACCAUUACAGUUACACACAGAAACCUUCGCCGCUCAGCAUGGUAGCGACCGACUCCGGCGAAGCCCCCGUCCGAGCAGAUCCCAGCUACGACCGCGAGAGCGAACUGAAGGCCUUCGACGCCUCGAGGACCGGCGUGAAAGGCCUCGUCGACGCCGGCGUCUCCAAGCUCCCCUGCAUCUUCGUCGAUGAUCGCCGGCCCCGGUCGCCCGGCCGCUCUGAUCCCGCCGGGACGAGCUCCGGCAUCCCGAUCGUGGACUUGGAAGGAGCUCACGAAGAUCCCGGCAAGCGCGGGGAGAUGAUCCGCAGAGUCGGCCGGGCGUGCGAGGACUGGGGAUUCUUCCAGGUGGUGAAUCACGGGAUCGGAGAUGGCGUCCUGAGCGGUAUCAUCGACGGCGUCAGGAGGUUUCACGAGCAGGAGAGCGAGGUGAAGAUGGAGCUGUAUUCUAGAGAUCAGUCGAAGAUGGUGCUUUUCAACACCAACUUCGAUUUCUACAGAGCACCGGUCGCGAAUUGGAGGGAUUCGCUGUACUGUGCUGUGGCUCCUCACCCGCCGAGUCCGGAAGAGCUUCCUCGGGUUUGCAGAGAUGUAAUAAUGGAAUAUUCAAAUCAACUAAUGAGACUGGGCCUUACCAUCUUCGAACUGCUAUCAGAAGCUCUGGGACUGAAUCCCAAGCAUCUUGAAGACAUGGGCUGUGCCGAAGGGCUGUACUUCAUUGGACACUACUAUCCAACAUGUCCUGAGCCAGACUUGACUCAAGGUCUAAGCAAGCACACCGAUAGCGCCUUCCUCACGGUGGUGUUGCAAGACCAAACUGGUGGCCUUCGAGUCCUCCAUGAAAAUCACUGGGUAGAUGUCGACCCCAUUCAUGGUGCGCUCGUGGUGAACCUGGGUGACAUGUUACAGCUAAUCACUAAUGGUAAGUUCAAAAGCGUCUAUCACAGAGUAUUGGCAAAGAACGUAGGACAGAGAAUCUCGGUUGCCUGCUUCUUUAGAACACAUUUUGGGCAAGAGGGUUCUCCCAGAAAGUACGGGCCAAUUAAGGAGUUGUUAUUGGAACAGAACCCUCCAGUCUAUCGAGAAACGUCUGUGAAAGACCAUGUCAAAUACGUAUACUCAAAAGGUCUUGACGGGGUUCCUGCAAUAGAUCAUUUAAAGUUGUGAAGAGGAAUUGAUUUGAAGUUAGUUCCUGUGCAGAAUGGCAUGGAUGACAAAAAUUAGACCAUAUGCCCAAGCUAUGGUUUUCUUUAGUGCCAGAUGUCUUUUAAUUGCAGCUUAGAGAGAGCUGCUGAACUUGUAUCCAGUAAAUACUGUUCACCGCUCCCAACUUCGCGACUGUCACUAUUACCAUAUGUUUGGCAGGUGAUGAUCAGGGUGGCGGCGGCGGCAGCAUUAGUGGAGAAGGGUGGGGUUAAAAAUAAUAUUUUCUUGUAGGAUUUGAUAAAUGUUUGAUCUAGGGGUAUAAUCAAGUCGAUACAAA